Molecule: messenger RNA, 3877 nt
Organism: Leptonychotes weddellii (Weddell seal)
Lineage: Eukaryota; Metazoa; Chordata; Mammalia; Carnivora; Phocidae
Source: RefSeq, a predicted model, not a curated record
AUGCAGAUAUGUGACAAAGAAUGGCAUUACUACGUCAUCAAUGUGGAGUUUCCUGUAGUUACCUUAUACAUGGAUGGAGCAACAUAUGAACCCUAUCUGGUGACCAACGACUGGCCCAUUCAUCCAUCUCACAUAGCCAUGCAACUUACGGUCGGUGCUUGUUGGCAAGGAGGAGAAGUCACCAAACCACGCUUUGCUCAAUUCUUCCACGGCAGCCUGGCCAGUCUCACUAUCCGCCCUGGCAAAAUGGAGAGUCAGAAGGUGAUCUCCUGCCUGCAGGCCUGCAAGGAAGGACUGGAUAUUAAUUCCCUGGAAAGCCUCGGCCAAGGAAUAAAGUACCACUUCAACCCCUCGCAGUCCGUCCUGGUGAUGGAAGGUGACGACAUUGGGAACAUCAAUCGUGCCCUCCAGAAGGUGUCCUACAUCAACUCCAGGCAGUUCCCGACGGCGGGUGUGCGGCACCUGAGAGUCUCUUCCAAAGUCCAGUGCUUCGGAGAAGAUGUGUGCAUCAGUGUCCCCGACGUGGAUGCCUAUGUGAUGGUGCUGCAGGCCAUCGAGCCCCAGAUCAGCCUCCGGGGUACGGACCGCCUCUGGAGACCCACCACCCAGUUUGAAAGUGCCCAAGGGGUGACCCUCUUCCCAGACCUCAAGAUCGUGAGCAGCUUUGCCAAAGCCGAGGCCCCGGGUGACCUGAGGACAACAGCCCCCAAAUCAGCAGUCUUAGAAGAAAUGCUUCACAACUUAGAUUUCUGUGACAUUUUGGUGAUUGGAGGGGACCUGGACCCAAGACAGGAAUGCUUGGAGCUCAACCACAGCGAGCUCCAUCAGCGACACCUGGAUGCCACCAAUUCCACAGCAGGCUACUCUAUCUAUGGUGUGGGCUCCAUGAGUCGCUAUGAGCAGGUGCUGCAUCACAUCCGCUACCGCAACUGGCAUCCAGGUUCCCUCGAGACCCGGCGGUUCAGAAUCAAGUGCUCAGAACUCAAUGGACGUUAUAGCAGCAAUGAGUUCAACCUGGAGGUCAGCGUCCUCCAUGAGGCCAGAGUCUCAGACAAGGAGCAUGUCAACCACCUUAUUGUGCAGCCUCCCUUCCUGCAGUCUGUCCACCACCCUGAGUCCCAGGGUAGCAUCCAGCGCAGUUCAGUGGUCCCAAGCAUCGCCACAGUGGUCAUCAUCAUCUCCGUGUGCAUGCUGGUAUUUGUCGUGGCCAUGGGCAUGUACCGGAUCCGGAUAGCCCACCAGCACUUCACCCAGGAGACAGAGGCUGCCAAGGAGGCUGAGAUGGAUUGGGACGACUCUGCGCUCACUAUCACAGUCAACCCCAUGGAGAAACAUGAAGAACCAGGGCGUGGAGAAGAGGAAACUGAGGAGGAGGAAGAAGUAGAGGAAGACGUGAGCUCCAGCAGCAGUGAGUCAGAGGACAGCGAAGAGGAAGAGGAGGAGGAAGGGAUGGGCAAGGGCAGACACGGGCAGAGCGGAGCCAGGCACACCCAGCUGGAGUGGGACGACUCGGCCCUGCCCUACUAGCAGCCCGCUGCCUGCGCUCACUCACGUGUCCCUUUUGUAAGCCCCACCCGAUGUACACCCAAGUCUAUCACAUGUCGCCUCUGAUUCCUAUGACAGGUCUGGGCAGGCCUCCUCCAGCCUCCUGGAAGCCACCCUUUAUGCCUUGGGCACUCCCUGUGUCCCAGCCCUGGGGAGGGUCCAAGACUCCCAGGGUCGUCAUUAGUGGGGACUUCCAGGGGGACUUUGUCCUAUAGCCCCCCACGUCUGCCUUGGGCUCACCCAGCAUCCUGUCAGCCAGUCUGCAGAGUUCUGCCUGUGCAGGGGAGAAAGUCAGCCUUUAUGUCACUCACCUUCCCCGGACUCCCUGUGCCCAGGGCCCUUGGGUUCCAGCUCACUGUGCGUGCACCUGCCCCCGUCUCCUCUUCCACACAGACCAGCAGGUUCUCCUUCCCUGACUCUUCAGGUGGCUUCACAUGGGCAAGGUGGUCAGACUUCACACACAAGAGAUCUCCAUUCUUAAAGGAAAGUCCUUGUUGAGGCAGAAUUAAUGUAUAGGGAAAGGUUCACACACACGCAUGCACAUGCACUCAUACACUCUCCCCAGUUUGGAGAGCCUUUCCCUUUGUCCUUUCUGACGCCACACAAGCUUAGAUGAAAAGUCCAAAACCAAGAGGUCCUUGGCCACAGCAGAGUCUGGUCCCCAGCCAAAGCUGUCAGCCUGCCUUGGCUGCCACCACACAGCAGAGGAACCAGGAAGCACUCCACAGAGGCACCGCCCCAGGCAACAGCGUGACAAGCCUGCAGCCAGGGACCAGAAGGAAGGGAGGAUAGGAUGAGCAGCUGGGCAUCAUGGCGGGCACAGAUCUGGGGGAUGGGGGUGGUGGGGUCUCCCCAGCCAGAGGUUGACAAGGCUUUCAGCAUCUAGUCUUAGGGUCCCUCAUCACCAGUUUCACACUGUUUUACCUCUUGAGAAAAUGCAUCCCUCUCAGAUGUGUUAGGACUAUCAUGAACUGUGCCGAAUCUAAAAUGAAAGUUUGAAGAUUCGAAUGCUAGGAAUGAGGAGCAUAUCUGUGAUAGGAACAGCUGCUGCUUUAUUCUCAUAAAAGGAGCAACGCUUUGGGUGGAGGGCAAAUAUAUCUGAAAACCUAAUUUCUUCUUGUUUUAAUAAGAAAAUCUUUUCCAACUCCAUCCUAACAUGCACACCUCGUGAGAACUGUUGCUAUGGUAACUUGUCUGUGCUCUUUUGUGACCAAGAGAAUAGCAGGCAAAAACAGGGCCAUUCUAGGACUUCCACAAGGCUCUGAGACCGUCUUUGUUUUGAAUGUCUCUGGCUUUGUCCUCUGUCUGUACAAUCUGUCCCUGUCCUCCCGCCCUCCCCCAGCCCGUACUGGCAGAGGCACAGAGCUGGCCCCUAGUCACAGUGGCAUUCAGGUUCAAAAGAAAGUUGAGAAUCUAUUCAUUCUACUCACCAUGUCACCAAAACAGAGCUUAAGGGGGUCCACCAUCAAUGUCCUCUAGUUUGACCUCCAUCCAUGAGCAGCCCCUGCAACCUUCUGAUUCAAGCAAACUACCUGAUGCAGCUUUUCCCACCACUGAUAGUGGUUUUUGCAUAUCUGUUUCCCUCCUUUGAGCCUCACCAUAAUUCGGUCAGGGAGUUGGGACAUCUACUGUCCCAGGCAUAUUUUGAGUAAACUGAGGUUCGGAGCUUCAGCACCUUGCUCAGAGUCAUUUAGAGCUAGAGACAAGACCAGACUCCCCACCUUCUACUCUUGGUCCAGUGCCCACCCACCCCACUUCUACUUAUAUUCAUAUUUAUACAGCUCACGGGCAUUUCUGAGGACCUACUAUGUGCUAAGCACUCAACCAGCAGCCCUACAAAAUGCUAAAGCUGAGGAAGAGGAGCGCUUCCCCUCCAAGAAUAUAAUCGUUGCAGAGGGGGACCCAACAGGCAUAAAAAUUCUAUGAAACAGACCCAGAGCUGGGAGAGAAGUCACAGGAGGAAGAGGCACACAAUCAAACUGAAUCAGUGCCCUAAUUUUUCCCUUAGGGAAAAAUGCAGGCAUAAGUUCGGGAUUUUAUAUUCAUUGAAUGGAAACAGUCACUUCUGUGAAUUCUCCCAACCAAAAUGCCCUUUUUCUAUCAGGCUGUGUCUGCACAUCUACAAGGAGAAAAUCUCUAACACUGCUUAGUCCCACCACUCCCUUCGUUAAAUAAAAAAAGAUUCUCCAGUUGGGCACUUAGGAGCUAACAAUUCUCCCAAAAUUAUGGCAGUAAAACCAAAUUUAUGGUUCAAAACCCAUUUUUUUUGUUAUUUGUAAGAAAUUUAUUUUUUAAUGUUUCAAGUUUUUAAAUUCUAGUAAAUUAACAUAUA